CUUCGCUUCGUUCACCUUCCUUUUCUCUCCGUCUCUUUCUCUCUCAUAUAUAUAAGUCUCGUGUCAUUACAUACUUCAUUUCCCAUUUCAGAUUUCAAAACUUUUCCCCAAAGAAAAACACAACUUGAUCACCAAGAUUUACCAACUACAAAAACCCCAUUUACACCCACAACAAAUUUCAGAACGCCCCAUUUAGAGAAACCAAAAGAGAGAUAUGAAGUUGGUUUGGUCUCCAGAAAAAGCAUCUAAAGCUUAUAUUGAUACUGUUAAAUCCUGUGAAAUAUUUAAAGAAUCGAGCGUAGCAGAGUUGAUAUCAGCGAUGGCAGCAGGUUGGGACGCACAAAUGAUUGUAGAAACAUGGUCAAGAGGUGGGAUUAUGGCAACAAGUAUAGGUUUAGCAGUUGCUAGUCAUGUUACACGUGGCAGACAUAUUUGCUUAGUACCUGACGAAGAUUCAAGAAUAGAGUAUAUUCAAGCCAUGGAACAUGCCGGAAUGUCGCCGGAAGUUGUGGUCAGAGAACCGGAAGAAGCAAUGGAAGGGUUAAUGGGGAUUGAUUUUUUGGUGGUGGAUUGUAGGAGAAAUGAUUUUUGUAGAAUUUUGAGGGUGGCGAAGUUGGGUCAUAGGGGAGCAGUUUUGAUAUGUAAGAAUGCAAGUUCAAGAGUUGAAUCUGAUUUCCGGUGGCGGAGUGUACUAGACGGAAAAUCAAGAAUUGUACGGUCGGUUUUUCUGCCGGUGGGGAAAGGUUUGGAUAUUGCUCAUGUUGGAGCCACCGUCAGCGGCGGUGGAAAGGGUGGUUCCGAGAAGAAUCAAAGUCGAUGGAUUAGACAUUUUGAUAGAGAAUCAGGAGAGGAGUUUGUUAUACGCAAGUGAUGACGUUUAGGAGAUGGAAAAUUCUUUUUUUUUUGGUUGUCAUUUGUUUUUUUCCUUACCUAUUCUCUUGUUUAAUUAUUUUCUUACUUUUAUUUUGGGUUCGUUCUGUAUAUAGAUGAUACAAAAAAUUAGACGGUCUCGGUUUUGGCAAUUUUGAUAUAUGCUGGUGCUUAUCUUGUUGACGAAAGUUGUAUAUAUGGUCAGAAAUAUUUGGAUGAAAUAGCACUUUGCCUUU
Messenger RNA from Nicotiana tabacum (common tobacco), 1106 nucleotides. RefSeq lists its product as uncharacterized. NCBI's taxonomy places the organism in Eukaryota, Viridiplantae, Streptophyta, Magnoliopsida, Solanales, Solanaceae. The record is from RefSeq and is a predicted model, not a curated record.